AUGUCAAACACGGCGGCUACUGCUUCUAGUGCUGGUAGUGCUGCUAGCGGUGGAACUACUGCAUCAACUGGUGCGGCCACAACAUUUGUCGACCGCAUCGACCCAUUCACAAAGAUAUCUGUGUUAAAACGCAAAACGAAGCGUUCACAGGGCUCAUCGUCUUCUUCUAGAUACCGUACGUGUUCAGACGUUGAAUUACAGCCUUUACCGUUGUUAAAGGAUGUAACUGCUCAGGAACAAGAAGAGUUAAUGAUAAGAAAACUCCGACAGUGUUCAGUGCCUUUUGAUUUUAUGGAUCCCAUGGCGGAACUCAAGGGCAAGGAAAUAAAGCGUGAUACACUUAACGAACUGGUUGAUUAUGUAUCAACGUCACGGGGUGUAUUGACAGAAAAUAUGUAUCCAGAAAUCAUUAAAAUGAUUUCUUCAAAUUUAUUCAGAACACUGCCACCCAGUGAUAAUCCAGAUUUUGAUCCUGAAGAAGAUGAUCCGACAUUGGAAGCGUCAUGGCCUCAUUUAACACUUGUUUAUGAAUUGUUUUUACGCUUUUUGGAAUCGCCUGACUUUCAACCAGCCAUUGGCAAGAAAGUCAUUGAUCAGAAAUUUGUCUUGCAGCUCCUUGAAUUAUUUGAUACGGAGGACCCACGGGAGAGAGACUUCCUCAAGACUGUGUUGCAUCGCAUUUAUGGAAAAUUCCUGGGCUUGCGUGCUUUUAUUCGCAAGCAAAUCAACAAUAUAUUUUUAAGGUUCAUUUAUGAAACAGAACAUUUUAAUGGUGUUGGUGAACUAUUAGAAAUACUAGGAAGCAUUAUCAAUGGGUUUGCACUCCCCUUGAAGAACGAACACAAGCAGUUCCUGGUUAAAGUGCUCAUACCUCUGCACAAAGUCAAAUGCUUAAGUCUGUACCAUGCACAAUUAGCAUAUUGUGUAGUUCAAUUUAUCGAAAAGGAUAGCUCUUUAACUGAAUCUGUCAUUCGAGGCCUACUCAAGUAUUGGCCGAAAACUUGUAGCCUAAAAGAGGUUAUGUUCCUCGGUGAAAUGGAAGAAAUACUCGAUGUUGUUGAACCAUUACAAUUUCAAAAAAUUGAAACUCAUCUAUUUAAACAAAUCGCUCGUUGCGUAUCCAGUGCUCAUUUUCAGGUUGCCGAACGAGCGUUAUAUUUGUGGAACAACGAAUACAUUAUGAGUCUGAUAGAAGAAAAUAACCAGACAAUCAUGCCAAUCAUGUUUCCAGCGUUAUACCGUAUCAGUAAGGAACAUUGGAAUCAAACCAUUGUAGCAUUAGUUUAUAAUGUACUGAAAACAUUCAUGGAAAUGAAUAGUCAACUUUUCGACGAAUUAACUGCUAAUUAUAAAGCAGAACGGCAAAAAGAGAAGAAAAAGGAAACUGAACGUGAAGAAUUGUGGAAACGAUUGGGACAACUUGAAAUAUCAUCUAGCGGCCGUGGUAAACCAUCUGCAGCAUCACUAAUAUCAGUAGAUAAUAACAACAAGACUAGUAGUAACAAUAGUUUGGAUUCUGUUCAAACAGCUGUAACAACUGCAACAGCACCAAUAGCAGCGGCACCAAUAGCAGCAUCUCCAAUUGCAGCGCAGCAACAGUAG
This is a messenger RNA of Macrosiphum euphorbiae (potato aphid), 1602 nucleotides long. Lineage: Eukaryota; Metazoa; Arthropoda; Insecta; Hemiptera; Aphididae. The record is from the annotation of a GenBank genome assembly.